This is a messenger RNA of Lichtheimia ornata, 933 nucleotides long. RefSeq lists its product as uncharacterized. The record is from RefSeq and is a predicted model, not a curated record. NCBI's taxonomy places the organism in Eukaryota, Fungi, Mucoromycota, Mucoromycetes, Mucorales, Lichtheimiaceae. Gene Ontology annotation, molecular function: zinc ion binding; S-adenosylmethionine-homocysteine S-methyltransferase activity. Bases 1 to 933 code for a protein of 310 amino acids. The transcript has 4 exons. Gene Ontology annotation, biological process: S-methylmethionine cycle.
AUGAGCUUGGAAGACCCUAUUUUAUUCCUAGACGGUGGCCUAGCUACCGAACUCGAACGUGCAUUUGGAAAAGACUUGUCGGGACGAUUGUGGAGUGCGCAAUGCCUCGACCAAGAUCCUGAUGCCAUCAAGGCUGUACACACUUCCUAUUUCAAGGCUGGUGCCAACGUGGCAACGACCGCUUCUUAUCAGGCAUCAAUACGUGGAUUUCUGGAAGCCGGUUACCAACGUGAGCAGGCGAUUCAGCUUAUGCGAACAAGUGUGCGAUUAGCAUGUGAAGCACGUGAUGCGUUUGGCCGAGGGCUAGUUGCUCUUUCGAUGGGAUGCUAUGGUGCUGUGCUUGCCAAUGGUGCAGAAUACACGGGAGACUAUGGUGAUGCUAUUACGAUGGAUGACCUGGUUGAGUUUCAUCGAGAACGAUUAGAGAUCUUCCUUCAAGAACCAGGCAUCGAUUUCAUUCUCUUUGAGACGAUCCCUUCUUAUUUGGAAGCACAAGCAAUUCGAAAGUUAAUCCAUUCAAGUACGCAGCUGAGGCUUCCACCCGUGGGGGUAUCAUUUUCAUGCAACUCGGAUCAUACUAUUUCAGACGGCACAUUGUUACAGAAAUGCCUUGAAGAGUUUCAUUCUAUGCCUCAAGUAUUUGCAGUAGGCGUCAAUUGCACCAAACCUCGUUUUAUCCCAGGAUUGAUUCAAGAACUCACAAAGGAGAAAGAGGAAAAGACCAUUUUAUUAUAUCCUGAUGGAGGUGAAGAAUGGGAUGCUGUGGCUCGUCAUUGGAAACCAGAUACGCAUGUUCCUAUAGAUAUGUUUGGUUCAUGCAUGGCUGAAUGGGCUUGCAAGCAACUCAAGGGCAAAAAGAUCAUGAUAGGCGGAUGUUGCGGUACAGGUCCUGCUCAUAUAGCUAGUGUGAAGAAACAUGUAGCAUUGGAAUAA